Messenger RNA from Carica papaya (papaya), 1149 nucleotides. It is a transcript of the gene GA3OX3, whose product is annotated as gibberellin 3-oxidase 3. The record is from RefSeq and is a predicted model, not a curated record. NCBI's taxonomy places the organism in Eukaryota, Viridiplantae, Streptophyta, Magnoliopsida, Brassicales, Caricaceae.
AUGGUGAUGACGAAGAUGAACAAGAUGACCACCUCUCAAAAAUGGCCUACCAUAUCCAUGAUGAAGAAUUCCGUCUCUGAAUCUUUUAGACGCAACCCUACAAACCUCAAACAUAUAAUACCACUCGAUUUUAAUAAUGUCAGCAAUUUACCCGAUUCCCAUACCUGGAAUUCGUCCCCACAUGAACGGCGCGUAAUAUUGGAUUUUACCCAAGAACCCGUGCCGGUGAUAAACCUCGAGCACCCGCAGGCGCCAGAGCUCAUACGACGUGCCUGUGAGGAGUGGGGUGUGUUCCACCUCAUCAACCAUGGCAUCCCAAUCACCCUCCUAAACGAAAUGGAGAAGCAGACAAGGAGGCUGUUCGCGUUGCCGACGAAACACAAGUUGCUGGCUGUCCGAUCCCCGGAUGGCUUAACCGGAUACGGACUGGCCCGCAUAUCAGCAUUCUUCCAGAAGCUAAUGUGGUCAGAGGGGUUCACCAUAAUAGGGUCGCCAGAGCAACAUGCCAGCAAACUUUGGCCGCAUGAUCACACCCAUUUCUGCAGUAUAAUGGAAGAGUACCAGAAGUUGAUGAAGGGACUAAGCCAGAAAAUAAUAAGGUUGAUGCUUAUGUCACUGGGCCUCACUAACCGUGAUCUAAAGUGGUUCAAGCCCAAAACCAGAUCCGCUCUUCAAGCUCAAUCUGCCCUCCAACUCAACUCCUACCCGGUCUGUCCGGAUCCGGAUGAGGCCAUGGGUCUGGCUCCGCACACCGACUCAUCACUCCUCACUUUGCUCUACCAAGGCAACAUCAACGGCCUCCAAGUUCUCAAGGAAAAUCUCGGGUGGGUCCCGGUCGAACCCGUCUCCGAUUCGCUCGUUGUUAACGUCGGCGACCUCAUGCAUAUCACCACCAACGCCCUCUUCAAAAACGUCCUGCAUCGUGCGGCCGUGAACAAGACACGUCACCGCAUCUCGGUCGCCUACUUCUACAACCCGCCAAAGAACACGAAGAUCUCACCGUUGACCAAGUUGACGGACGUUGACCAUCCUCCACUUUAUCGAGCGGUGACAUGGGAGGAGUACCUGGACGCUAAAGCGACGCAUUUUAACAAAGCCCUUGACUGGAUCCGCUGCGAGGAACAUACUGCAGCCAACAGAUGUAAAUAA